Oncorhynchus mykiss (rainbow trout) is the source of this 1178-nucleotide messenger RNA. NCBI's taxonomy places the organism in Eukaryota, Metazoa, Chordata, Actinopteri, Salmoniformes, Salmonidae. The record is from RefSeq and is a predicted model, not a curated record.
CGUGGGGACCAGUUUCCCCUUCACUGUUGAAAGUUAAAACAAUAGUGUCACUACAGUAAAUCACACAUACUCAGGACAGUGCAGGGAGAAGACACAGCUGCAGACGUAGAUUAGAGCUGAGGUUAGAAUUUGAAGUUACUGUAUUUGAGCACAAGUGGGUUAAGAUGUCAGAGGGAGUCUAUGAAAAUUCUAAUGGAUUUAAAGACGAUGAGACUGAUGCAAUGAAGAACACAGACAUGGAUGGUCAAUUAUAUGCCAACGUAGGAGACUUCAAACCCAGACCAAGAGAUGGAGUUGUUGCUUCAGUAAAUUUUCAGUGGUGGAAGAGACCCUCUGGAGUUGCUGCAGUGUGUCUGGGGCUGCUGUGUGUUCUCCUACUGGCUGGGAUCAUAGUCCUGUCUGUCUACUAUGGAGUCAUUAGUCAUCGCGACUCAACAGAGCGAGACCAGCUACAGGCCAGUUACAACAACAUCAUUGAAGAGAGAGACCAGCUACAGACCAGUUACAACAACAUCAUUGAAGAGAGAGACCAGCUACAGACCAGUUACAACAACAUCAUUGAAGAGAGAGACCAGCUACAGACCAGUUAUAGCCUUCUGACUAACAAGAGAGACCAGCUGCAGACCAGUUACAACAACAUGACUGAAGAAAAAGACCAGCUACUGACCAGUUACAACAGCAUGACUGAAGAGAGAGACCAGCUACAGACCAGGGUUAGGUUAUCUGAGGAACCCUGUCUAGCUGAAUGGUGGAAGUUUGGCACAAGCUGUUAUUAUGUCUCCUCCAAGAUGAACACACCGGGGGCCGGUCAGAAGGAGUGCAGAACAAUGGAAGGAGAGUUGGUUGUUAUAAACAGCAGAGAAGAACAGAUAUUCAUUAACGGAUUGAAGAAGAAUGUCUGGAUUGGUACUUUUUUAAAAGACGGAAUCUGGCAGUGGGUUGACAACACACCAUUUACAACUGCGUAUUGGAUGGAAGGGGAACCUAAUAACUUGAAUGACAAGGUGGCUUGUGUUGAGAUCUCACAGACAGCAACAGACCCAUUGAAGAGUUGGAAGGAUGGACCAUGUGUUGAACAACACUGGGUCUGUGAGAAACCAAUCACACCGUAAUAAUUGGUUAUCCCUGUGAGGCUUAAGAUGCUUUUCUCUCUCUCUCUCUCUCUCUCUCUCUCUCUC